This is a messenger RNA of Momordica charantia (bitter melon), 547 nucleotides long. It is a transcript of the gene SAD1, whose product is annotated as Small nuclear ribonucleoprotein family protein. Gene Ontology annotation, cellular component: U6 snRNP; U4/U6 x U5 tri-snRNP complex; Lsm1-7-Pat1 complex. Gene Ontology annotation, molecular function: RNA binding. Gene Ontology annotation, biological process: mRNA splicing, via spliceosome. The record is from RefSeq and is a predicted model, not a curated record. Lineage: Eukaryota; Viridiplantae; Streptophyta; Magnoliopsida; Cucurbitales; Cucurbitaceae.
GAAGACCUCGCGCCUCUUUGUAUUACAGUCUACACUGACUUCGCGGCUUCAACUCUCGCAGGAGGUGCGCUCAGCCUCAGACUCUUUUUGAUUUGCUCGAUCCAUGGCCAACAAUCCUUCACAGCUACUCCCCUCGGAGUUAAUCGACCGAUGUAUAGGGUCCAAAAUAUGGGUCAUUAUGAAAGGCGACAAGGAGCUCGUGGGUACUCUCAGGGGAUUCGAUGUUUAUGUCAACAUGGUUCUCGAAGACGUCACUGAAUAUGAGAUUACUGCUGAGGGAAGACGGAUAACAAAGCUGGAUCAGAUUCUACUCAAUGGGAACAAUAUUGCUAUUUUGGUCCCUGGUGGAUCCCCGGAUCCAGAAUAAGUUCGGAUGGGUGUGGCUGAAUACGAAUAGCCAUAUACUUUUGGUUGGGAAACUUUGUACCAUUUUAUGAGUUGGCUCCCAGCAACCCCCAAGGUUUUAUUUUCUGUAUGACCCUUAACCUUAUAACUAUCAUGUAUUUUGAUUUAAGUAAAGCGAUUUACCUUUUAGAUUCACUGCUUA